UGUGGGGCCGCGACGCCCGGCACACAUGGACCAAGAGGAGAUCGCUCGCAAGAUCAAGCGAGCCAAGGAGCUCGCGGAGCGGCUUUCGGGUAAGCUCGACUCCUUUCUCGCGUCGCUCGGCGCACCACCCGUGUCAUCGGCUGGCGGCGGCGAUGCCGGCGGCAGCAGCCUCGUUCCCUCGCUCGGCACCGCAACCGGCCCAUCGCUCGCUGCCGCGCAGGCCGCGGCGGCGGCCAUCUCCGCCAGCCUGAGCGCGCGCGCCGGCACCGGCGCGAGGACCGGGUGGGAUGUGCAGCCCUCCGCUCUCGACACCGCCCUGGCAUUUGCCGACUCGCUCCAGACGUCGGCGCCUCCGCGUCUGCCGGCGCCGCGCCACCCGGCACCUGUGCACCGGACGCUGGACGAGCUGCUCCAGCGCGACCGCGACCGCAUCGCCGCCGCCGACGCGCGCAACCUCGCCUACCAGCGCGGCAACGCGCACCCGGGCGCCUGCUCCGUGUACGUUACCGGCGUGCCCCCCGACGCAACCGGCCCGGAGCUGGAGGAGCACUUCAGCGUCAUCUCGCCGGUCGCGCGCGUCAAGAUGUACCGCCACCCGACGACGAACGAGCCGAAGGGCGACGCUCUCGACGCCGCCGUCAUGGGCGCCGUCCAGCUGCUGCACCGAAAGAUGCUCCGGCCUGGCAUCGCCCUCUGCGUCUCCAAGGCGGACGACUCCCUGCGCGUGGUCGUGGUGACGGGGCUGGCCGACGCGUCGGAGGUGCCGGUGGCGGAGCGCGCGGCGUGGGAGGGCGAGCUGACGGAUGAGUUAGGAGGGGGAGAGGCGGCGGCGAGUCCGGGACGCGGGUGGCUGCGAGUAGGCGAGUGCUGCCGGCACGGCGAGGUGGAGCGGAUCGGAGUCUACGCGGGGCACGGGGGCGGGGGCGGGCUUGGCUACGGGCGCGGCGACGGAGGUCUGCACGAGCUCGAGACGCGGGCCGCGGUCCGCUUCCAGUCGCUCGAGGCGGCCGCGGCGGCGCUGGACGCGCUCGACGGCCGCCACUUCGACACGCGGCCGCUGCGGGCGGCUUUCGACGACGGCACCUACGCGGCGCGGCUGGACGGGUCGGAAGACACCGAGCGGCAGACGCGCUUCGGCUUUGGAGACGCGGCGGCCGCGUACCAAGACUCGCUGCGUGUGCUGCGGCUCGCGGCGGCAGAGGGCGAGCCGAGUCGAGUGUGUGAGCCGAGCCCACCCGGCGCCGAGGUCGGAGCGGAGGCUGGCCCGAGGGUAGGCGCGCCGAGCAUCGUCUGCGACCGCCCGCUCGGCACGCUGCCGCACUACGACUACCUCCGCCCCGAGGCGGCGCCGGACGGCGGCUACUACCGGCGGCACGACGCCCCGCCCCCGUCGCCGCUCGACGUGUCGCGCGCCAUACUGCAGCGCGCGUCGGACGCGGGCGCGCCGUUUGUGACGUGCGCCGAGUUUGUCGGCCCCGUGCCGCACUACGAUUGGCGGCCCGACGGCCCCGACGUGCUGCGCGAGGCGGCGGCGGCGGGCGCCGAGUUUGUGCUCUGCCCGGAGCACCGGGCGAGCGCGGCGGGCGCCGAGUUUGUCGCGUGCCCGGAGCGCGUGAUGGACCUGCCCGGCUACGAGUUCCGGCUGGUUGGGUCGGAGGGCGUGGGCUACUACAAGGCGGAGGCGGAGGCGGAGGAUGCGCCGGACUACAACGACUUUAUGGCGACGAUGAAGGAGCUGGGCGCGGUGAGCUAGCGCCGCCGACACAUGGACUUCACCGCACUCUCGCUCGCGUGUUGUGUUACGGCUAAAAAUACGCGCGCUAACAGCCUCUAGCCGCGCUGAAUUCC
This is a messenger RNA of Emiliania huxleyi CCMP1516, 1848 nucleotides long. RefSeq lists its product as hypothetical. NCBI's taxonomy places the organism in Eukaryota, Haptophyta, Isochrysidales, Noelaerhabdaceae. The record is from RefSeq and is a predicted model, not a curated record. Gene Ontology annotation, cellular component: U2-type spliceosomal complex; U2 snRNP. Gene Ontology annotation, molecular function: RNA binding. The coding region runs from base 26 to 1753 and encodes 575 amino acids. The transcript has 10 exons.